This is a messenger RNA of Saccostrea cuccullata (small rock oyster), 990 nucleotides long. RefSeq lists its product as uncharacterized. The transcript has 2 exons. The record is from RefSeq and is a predicted model, not a curated record. The coding region runs from base 1 to 990 and encodes 329 amino acids. Lineage: Eukaryota; Metazoa; Mollusca; Bivalvia; Ostreida; Ostreidae.
AUGGUAAUAUUUUCACAGGGUAUUUAUCAAUUGUUCUAUACUGAGGAAAGUUCUUCAGAAAAGGGGACCUUGUAUCAUCUGCGGAAUUUUGUCAACAGGAGGAAUGUCACAGGGCCCGAAGAUGUGACAUCAAACUUUAGGUCUCAUCAACAAUUUGUGGAUGAUGUUACAGAUGCCUACAUCGUUGGAACGUUUCUAGACAACAUGGAAAUGGAAACCCUCUCUUCUGCACCAAAAAGUCCGCCUCUAUUUACUUUACUAAAUGAUGGUCAGAUAAAAAGUUGGAUAAUGCAAGAAGCAGGAAAAAUCAUGGAUUGUCUAAAUCUAAAUAACUUUGCAAACUUUAACUUUCUUCAUGAAGAAAUUUCAAAACUAGAUGCAGAUGAAACAGUUUUGAACUCCAUGUUGUCAGAUGCGGGUUAUGCAUGUGCUGUCUGUGGGAAAGCAUAUUCCAAGGCUGCUUGGUUCAAAAAACAUUUGCAAAAGAAACAUGGGUUUGUUUUCUCAGAUUCUUCAUCAUUUGAAAUGAAAAUAAAUCCUGUGCAUUGUUUUCUCCAAAUGUCACUAAUUCUUAGAGACACAAUUGAUUCUUACAAAAUGGGAGAUGGUGAUAGAAUUGCCAGAAAUGCAUAUUUUGAAUGGUUAUUUGCAUCCUCACUUCACCAUACUAAAUAUGCCAUUUGGCUUUGGAGAAUGAUAGCAUACAUUGAUGCUGUUUUGACUCCAGCUGAAAGUGUGGAGUACAAGUGGAAUAUGACUGUGAAUUUGAAGGGAGGUCCUCAGAAUAACAUUCCAAAUGACAAUUGCGUAGAAUUGCAAAUUGGAAACAUUAAACGACAACUCAAUACUCAGGGAUCCAAUAAAUCUUUCCAGUCAGCUCAAAAUAUUUGCAUGACAACCCAGGUUGUGGAGGCUAUUAUGGAAAAUGUACAACGGACUGUACAGGGUUUAAACUUAACUCAAAUUUUCACUAGCAAUGUGGGCCCCUAA